Molecule: messenger RNA, 1643 nt
Organism: Labrus mixtus (cuckoo wrasse)
Lineage: Eukaryota; Metazoa; Chordata; Actinopteri; Labriformes; Labridae
Product: peroxisomal N(1)-acetyl-spermine/spermidine oxidase-like
Exons: 9
Coding region: 69-1610 (513 amino acids)
Molecular function (GO): polyamine oxidase activity
Source: RefSeq, a predicted model, not a curated record
UUUUGGAGACGCUGUGGGCGAGUCGCGGAAAAGUAGAACAGUUGUUUUUGUUGCGUGUUUACGCGAGCAUGGCGGUGAGAGCGGACGUACAGAUAGUCAUUAUAGGCGGUGGGAUAUCAGGUAUAUCUGCUGCAUGCAAACUCGUUAACGCAGGUUUUCAAAAUGUGCGAAUACUGGAAGCGACGUCCAGAAGCGGAGGACGAAUUAAAACAGCCAAACUGGGUAAUACGAUUGCGGAAAUAGGUGCGAGUUAUAUCCAUGGUCCGUCGGAGGAAAACCCUUUAUUUUGUCUGGCUCAGGAUUAUGGCCUCCUGGAUCCAGAAGCUGCGAGUCCAGAAAACCAGGCUAUGGACAUCGAUGAACGUCCCCCCAGGGUCCCUAACUUUUUCAGCAGUUCAGGCCAGAGGUUAAACGCUGAAGAAAUGAGUCCUGCUUUGGAGUUAUACAACGAGCUGAUGGAUGACACAGCGCAGUUUGGGAACGUAAAGGAAAGUCCGUGGCCCAGCGUCGGACAUUUCCUUCAAUCGGAGGCACGCAAACGAGCAGCAGAGAGGUGGAGAGAUAAAGAUAUAACCACCCAGGAGCAGCUGCUGUGUGCCGUCAGCGCCAUGUUGAAAGGCGAGUGCUGUACCAGUGCGACUCACACCAUGGAAAACAUUGACCUGGUGGGAUUUUGUAUGUACAAGAGUCUACCUGGACUGGACUGCACAUUCCCAGGUGGUUUUGAAGGCCUGGUCAAGAACCUGAUGUUGGAGCUCCCUGCAGAUUUGGUCUCAUACAAUCGUCCCGUCCGCUGUGUCCACUGGAACGACACACAGAGCAGAGUGAAAGCUGUGACGGUUGAGUGUGACGACGGGGAGAGGAUCGCCGCUGAUCACGUUAUCGUCACAGUGCCUCUAGGAUACCUGAAGAAGAAUCACUCAACCCUGUUCAGUCCUCCUCUCCCGGCACACAAGCUGAACUCUGUCCACAAACUAGGAUUUGGAACGUGCAACAAAGUAUUUGUAGAGUUUGACUCUCCGUGGUGGGACGAUGGCUGCGAAAUUAUCUACCUGGUGUGGAACGACGAGAAGGAUAUUGUGGAUCAGGUGUCAGACAUAAAAAAAUCGUGGAUAAGAAAGAUGUCAACGUUCACUGUGCUCAAAGGCUCUGAGCGAUCGGCUACAUAUAAGACAAAUGGCCAUGUUCUGUGUGGCUGGAUCGCUGGGCAUGAGGCGGAGCACAUGGAGACGCUCACUGAGCAGCAGCUCAAACACUCCCUCACAGGGCUUUUCCGCACAUUCACAGGAGACUCGUCUAUAACACCAAACAGAGUCCUGCGCACACAGUGGUUCAGUGACCCCUGGACCUGCGGAUCCUACUGCCACCCAGCGAUAGGCUGUUCAGCUAAGGACCUGGAGAAUAUGAUGGAGCCUCUGCCUACGAGUGAAUCACAGUCACAGGCCUUGCAGGUGUUGUUUGCAGGAGAGGCGACUCAUCCUUUCUUCUACUCCACCGUUCACGGAGCUCUCCUCACCGGGCGGCGGGAGGCAGAUCGACUCAUCAAUCACUACGCCUCCUUCAGUUCACAAAGACAACCACAUAGAAAAAGGACAAACAAAAGGACAUAAACACUUUUCCAUUUCAUGGAAUCAUCUUAGAAA